CCAAUCUGUCUAGUAUUCGGUAGAGAAAUGAUGUGCGUCAUGCAGUUGAAAUGUUCCGAAGGCUAUAUCUUCGACCAAGUAUCAUGAUACCUAAUUCGUGUCGAUAUCACUCCUCCAGACGUAUUUAAUCGACGCAGUAAUUAUGACAACAAACCAAGUCAUUCCCCGUUUACAUCCUCAGGAAGCAUACCAUCUCGAGUCGUUCUACCUUUGCCAGCAAAAUGGCUCCAAAAAUGUUGCUGAUCUUUUGUGAGGGGACCAGUAUGGACGGUAAUGUGACGGAGCCGGACACCGCCGCUCAGUCCGUCAGAGGCGACGCGAAUGCAGAUGUCGAGAAUUGCGAGAUAAUCUCGUCACCAACCCCUCGUGGAGGCAGCAGUACCAAGCAACAUCCAACGAAUGUUCUUCGUCUAUCACGAUCCGUCAAAUCGCAGACUGCAAAUGGGAAGCAGCAGAUUGUCUUCUACCAAAGCGGAGUCGCUUCGGAGGCCAAUUUCGCGGGAGAUCAAGUGAUAGGGACUACGAUCAUGCGGCUGCUGGGUACCUCAGCUGCGAGCAAAAUUCGUGACGCAUAUGCAUUCAUCGCUCAGAAUUACGAGGAUGGUGAUGAAAUCUGUCUUUUCGGGUUUUCCAGAGGCGCCUACACUGCGAGAAAGCUGUCUGGGUUAAUUGAUCGCAUUGGGUUACUGACACGACAAAAUCUUGGACAAUUCUUCCUGAUUUGGCGUCAACUUGUGGACGGCAAGACUCCUGACAUCCCAAGCGACACCCGACACCCAAGAAUCAAGUGCGUGGGUGUGUGGGAUACGGUUGGGUCGGUGUUCGCAACCGUCGAUGCGCUCGCGAUAACGGAUACAAGUCUUCCGGCAACAAUUGACAUCGCACUCCAUGCACUUUCGCUCCAAGAGAACAGACAGAAAUUCCUGCCUACCUUAUGGACCAUGCCCCAAGGUGGAUUGGCCCCUAACCAGACACUGAAACAGGUGUGGUUUCCAGGAUCCCACGAGGAUGUAGGUGGUGGUCACGAGCGUCGCGAACUCCAAGACAUCGCUCUUUUCUGGAUGGCGGGAGAGAUCAAAUCCUUCGUUGAGCUAGACCUCGACUUCUUGCGAUCGACCAGGCAGCAGAACCCCGACCCCUGGGGAACCUCUCAGCCCCAUAAUGCGUACAUGGAAACCUCCUGGGUAGGGGGGAUAAUUUAUGGUCACGAGACCCGGCUCCAGAGCGGGCAGAUCACCACAACUUCCCCUUUCCACCAGAGUCUCCAGUUCUCUCCUCAGACCCUCACGGCCCCGAAAUAUAUGGUCACCACCAGCAUAAUUCAGAAGCAAUUUGGCACAGGAUACUAUCCAGACUAUCCUCCUUUGAACGAAUUCGAGGAGUAUUGCAGGACAAACUGGGAUAAACAGCCGAAACACGCGAAGCCUCCUAUCUUUGACGACCCUGGCGAUGUCAUCCUGUUUCCGGUCAACUGGACUCCCGGUACCCAGGGCAUAUUACCGCCUUCAGCCAUUGAAGGAGGUCAUGAGUCAAAUGGCGACCUCCUUUAUGUUGCACGUGCUCCAUAUGCGGGUGGUCUUCAUCCAGGCAAAGCGUCUUCGGAGUGCAUGUACAUCAGCUACGGUGGCAAGGAGAUCAUCGUAUGUUCACUCCAUCAUCUCAACCUGCGUUUUGUGACAACUACCGUAUCAGAUCGAUGGCGAAUUUGAAUAUCUCGAGGGAGAUAAGAGCUCCGUUCGCUGGCUUCUCGUUGACGGCCGAUUGUCUCAC
Suillus clintonianus is the source of this 1770-nucleotide messenger RNA. RefSeq lists its product as uncharacterized. The transcript is spliced from 19 exons. The record is from RefSeq and is a predicted model, not a curated record. Lineage: Eukaryota; Fungi; Basidiomycota; Agaricomycetes; Boletales; Suillaceae. Bases 222 to 1709 code for a protein of 495 amino acids.